This is a messenger RNA of Styela clava, 3693 nucleotides long. RefSeq lists its product as uncharacterized. Gene Ontology annotation, biological process: negative regulation of transcription by RNA polymerase II. Gene Ontology annotation, cellular component: NuRD complex. The record is from RefSeq and is a predicted model, not a curated record. NCBI's taxonomy places the organism in Eukaryota, Metazoa, Chordata, Ascidiacea, Stolidobranchia, Styelidae.
AGUUAUGAUUUUGAUAAUUAUAGAAUAUUCAUCUUCUAAUUUAAAAUUAUUGAGAUUUUAAUACUGAUAUUUGGACAUUUUGCCCAUAGUUUCGGGCAUCAUGUCGGAACCUGAAAAAGGGAUAGAUGGCCCAGGAGAAAAGGAACAAAAAUCACAAAUUGAACCGGCAAUUCCGCUCGAAGAAAGUCGUGAAGUUCAAGAUGUUACACACGAUUUAGAAAAACCUUCGCAACAAGAUGAUGUAGACAAAAAUGCAGAAGUAGAAGUUGAGCAGAAUAAAACUGAUGAAAAGAAAUUGGCAGAAUCUAUGAAACGAAAAUUAGAGGAUGAUAGCAAUUCUGGUGAUCCAGAAGAGGACGCAAAAAGAAUGAAAGUAGAAGAAGUGGAUGUGGAUAACAAUCAGGAUCAAACUGUUGAUACAGAGGAAGGAUUCUUGGAUUCUGAUAUUUCCAAACUGGAAAAAAUGAUAACGAAUCAGAAAAAUUGCAAAAUCAAAUCCAGAACUGAAAAAGUGCUGGAAACUGAAUCUACCGUUGCGAAGGCAAAACCAUUACUAGAUGAAGUUACAAACUUAGAGAAGAAAGAAAAGGAAGUUGAAGACAAUAAGAAGCCAGAAAUGACUGAUAUUGAAAUGACUGACAAAUCCGUAGAAAGUAUUGUUGACUUGAGCAAAUCCAAGGAGCCAAAUGAAGAUAAAGAAAAUGUUGUAGUCAAAAAAUCUGACGUUGAUGGUAUCACUGAUAUUAUAAUUGCUGAUACUGGAGAUGCUGAUGUAAUUGUUGUUAGCGAUGAUGAACUUGGACUUAGUCCAGGAAAGAAUAGCAAAACAGAAACAUUGAUAAAGCUUGCAAGAAUGCAUAAAACGCAAGAGAGUCGCAUUCGACAACUUCGUGACUCUGUUCGAAGAGAAGAAGCCAAGUUGGUACUACUAAAAAAACUGCGGCAAAGUCAACUUUCAAAAUAUCAACAGUCGACUACAAAUGUCGCAAGCACAAAACCUAGCACAACACCUUCUCAAUACAGUUCGUCAAGCAAUCAACGAAGCACCAAUGUGUCUACAAACUAUUCUUCGAAGCAAAAAUCUUCGAGCACUAUCUCAUCGCAGAAAUCGCAAGGAUAUAAAACAUCAAGUUCUAGUAGUAGUAGCAGUGGAACUAGCAGUGCUCAAUUACAAGCAAAUCGCAAUGCGCUCGCGGCCAUGAUGCAAAUGCCUCAGCUUAUGCAAGCGGGAAAUCUGUUGCGUGGCUCACAUGGCAAUAAUCCAUUACUUCUUGGACAAGGUGACUUGGCAGCUAAUAUGCAGCAAUUUUUAUUACAACAGCAAAAAGCUUUACAGCAGCAGCAAAAACGACCCAUUGCUCCUGCAAUGUCUUAUAAACAACAACAGGCGGCUGCGAAGCUUGCUCUUCGUAAACAGCUUGAAAAAACACUUCUUGAAAUUCCUCCGCCUAAACCACCUCCACCUGAAAUUACAUUCUUACCAAGUGCUGCAAGCAAUGAGUUUAUAUGCUUGAUGGGUUUGGAGCAAGUCGUCAAUAAGAUUCAACAUUUGCAAAAUAAAAAUUUGCGCAAGGAAGAAAAAGAGAGAGAAGAAAACAUUCCUGUUCCGCAUAUUUGCAUGCAGUGCAAAAAAGAUUUCAGUCCACUUUGGAAGCAGUAAAAGAUAAACCUGAUGGUUAUAUGCUUGAGUUGUGUCAAUACUAAUCAGAAAAAGGCACUCAAGGCUGAACACACCAAUCGACUGAAAACUGCUUUCGUCAAAGCUUUGCAGCAAGAACAGGAAAUUGAACAGAGGAUGCAGGAACAACAAGCGCAGAUGCAACAGACUCAAGCCAGUCAAUCUGCCCAGGUCACCAAUCAAAGCCUGACUGCCGCUGUUGUAGCUGCGGCAACACAACUGCAACAACAGCAAGCACAAUUGAAGAAACUUCAAGAAGAACAGUUGCGUCGUCAUCAGAAAAUACUUCAAAGAGCUCAACAGGAGUACCAACAACAACGCUCUAACACAAGUUCUGGUAGUUCAAGUGGGGGAUUUCGUCCUCAAAGUCAAUCAAGAUCAUCAACAACGCUGCCUUUUCCAUUUAAUACCAGUUCAUUGAAGCCAGAAGAACGCCAAUUGCUUCUUGAUAUGAUGCCACCACGAGCUCGGGCGGCAAAUACUGGAAGUCAAGCCGAUAAAUGGAAGCAAGGCUGGAAAUGGAAAUGAUAUGUGCCCUUGUCCUAUUCCAUUGUGUGCUACAAUUAGAUCAAGUCAUGAGCAUGCGAGACACAUAGCCUUCAAUAUAACUGGAAAUUCAGAUGUAUUUCUAUUCAUUUUUGAUCAGAAAUCAAGUGCUUUGAUGUCAUUUAAAUGGUGGAUUGCUGUUAUGCAUUACAGAUCAAUGUUAAUUGUAAGGAACUUGUGUAUUGUUUUUGAUUGUGGUCCUGUUCUUGUGCAUUGCAUUCCUAUUUAGUGAAUAUGUAUCACUUCAAUUCAACAAACUGAUCUGAUACACAUUUAUUUAAUAUUUUUAUGUGUUAUAUAACCAAGUUCCCCUGUGGAAAUAUUAAAUUAUGUUGGUUUGUGCGACACAUUGAAUUAUGUAGAUUUUAUUGGGUAUAUGUACUUAUUCUCAAGCGGUGCCAAAAUGUGGGUACUUUGUGGGUAUGUAAUAAACCUAUUUUUCACGCCCAUGCAAGGUCUGAGUCUUCACUGAUAUUGCAAACAUUACAAGUUAUAGGCAAGACUGAUUGGCUGAGGCCUAUAUAGUUGUUGAUACAUAUUGAUGAUAGUUUGGAGUAAAUUUACUGUAUCAGUUACAGUAUUUUUAGUACUAAUAAAUUAGUGUUUUUCUGGGUGUUGUAUAUAGUGAGAAACCGAUUUAUUAAUGAGAUGUUGCGUUAAUAGUCAUUUGUUGAUGUAAAGAUGAACAUGGUAUCAAUAGGUUAUUUCUUUCACACUCUCGUAGUUUCGAUUUCUGUCGGAAUGGUUUAUGCAUAAAUUAUUAAUGCCUUGUGAAGCUUGUUUCAAUAACGCUUUGAUUAUUUUUUGUGGUUUUUCUGUACAUAGCUAGGAAAUUGUGGUGGAGAAUUUUGUGUUAGCAUGAUAUAUGCUACUGGCUUGAUACUAUUAUAAGCUAGAAUUUUUUUGUAAGAAAUUGUAUAUGUUUUUGCCAGAAACUCGAACAUACUCAAACCACCGGUAAUCUAAUACAUCAGGCCCUUUUUUUAUUACAGCCUGGCAAAUAUCUGGUAGUAAUCUCAUUCGAUUGCCGGUGGUGAUUGCCUGCCUUAGAAUCGGAAGUUUAAGCAAUGCUCAAAAAUGUUAUUCAACAGUCAUUUUGGAAAGAUACAGACAAUAAAAAUAAUUUCUAGUUGCAUUAUAAGUACAUCAUGUAUACCAAAUCAUAAUGGCUUUUAUCAUGAUUUUGGGGUGACAACAAGAAUUAUGUUGCUCACUUUGAGUUUUCUAGAAAAUUUGAUUUUCUUUGGGCUAAUCUGGUUUGUUCUUUCAGGGAUGUUCAACCAAGUGGUACGAAAAUUCAAAACAUUUGAGCUUAUUUUUGAGUGAAAAAACGUUUUUUUUUUAAACUUCCUGAGACUCUGAGAGUCCCUUCCUGUUGGCUGUGGACAUCCCUAAUUUGUGCAUGUUUAUAAGCAUUUCUCUCUAAAUGGAAUUUGUGAAUUGUGUUACAGUUUUUGUCAUUUUUCCAG